UAAACCACCGGGAUGGACUGAACGGGCUCCGGCAGCUCGUCUUCACAUGGCAGGCCGCUGGAAAUGUAACUUAUCUGGUGGCUACAUUAGCGGAAUAACGGCCGGCCGUCCUCGGCUUCAGCGGAACAGGUCAGACCGGACGGAAGGGAGAAGAGAGAACGGAGCGUGAAGGUGGGAAGUGACCAUGGAGGUGAUGUCCCACUGUCCUCUCACCUCGGCUGGCCAGCUGGUGUGGUUGACCCUGCUUGUGGUUUCAACAUGGACCGCCUUGUGUUCAGCAGAUAUAAGGCAGACAAGAUGGCCUUUAUAUUCCCAAAAGCCAGUACUUCUUGCCUGGAACGCACCGACACAGGAAUGUACGCCACGACAUCGUGUAGCUCUGUCUUUAGAUCAGUUUCACAUUGUAGCAUCUCCCAAUGAGGGCUUUGUCCGACAGAAUCUCACUAUUUUCUAUAAGGAACGCCUCGGGUUGUAUCCCUAUUAUGAGCAUGGUGGCACUGCGGUGAACGGAGGCCUCCCCCAGCUCGCCAGCCUCACUCAGCACUAUGAAAAGAUGCCCGAGGGGGUGCAAAAAUAUAUACGAGAGCCUGAUGCAAAAGGUUUGGCUGUUAUUGACUGGGAGGAGUGGCGUCCACUGUGGAUCAGAAAUUGGGAUACUAAAGAUAUCUAUAGGAAUAAAUCCCGUGUAAUGGUGGCCAAAAAGAACCCGACGUGGACCCCAGAACAGGUGGGGAAAGUGGCGCAGCAAGACUUCGAGCUAUGGGCACGAAAAUUCAUGCUGGACACUUUGAAACUCGCCAAGAAUCUGAGGCCCAAUCAGCUGUGGGGCUUCUAUCUGUUCCCGGAUUGUUACAACCACGACUACAGGGCUGGCCUGCAGAACUACACCGGCCGCUGUCCGGCUGUGGAGAUGUCUCGCAACGAUCAGCUCAACUGGUUGUGGAUGGAAUGCACGGCGCUCUUCCCGUCCAUUUACAUGGGCGCCGCGCUCCGCUCCACAAAUCACGGGCGGCUCUUCGUGCGAAACAGGGUGAAGGAGGCGAUGCGCCUGGCGUCUGUUGGAAGUGGACUCGCUCGCCCUGUUUUUGUUUAUACACGGCCCACUUACAUCAGUCAGAUGGCACUCCUAACUGAGACUGACUUGGUUUCCACCAUCGGAGAGAGCGUCGCGCUUGGAGCUGCAGGGGUCAUCUUCUGGGGGGACACCUCCUACGCAAGCAGCAGUGCCAACUGCUUAACCCUGAACGACUACCUGAAGGGAGCACUGGGCCGGUAUCUCCUCAACGUGUCCACGGCGGCUGAGCAGUGCAGUCGGGAGCUGUGUAAAUCCCACGGCCGCUGCCUUCGCCGACUGCAAGAUAGCGACGUGUAUCUUCAUCUCAGCCCCUCCACGCACAGGAUCAGCAGUCAGGGUGGGAAGCUGAAGGUUACAGGAGCGCCCGGCCAAGCUGAGCUGGCUGCUUUCCGUACACACUUCCAGUGCCAGUGCUACAGUGGGUACAGGGGCGACGGCUGCGUUCAGAAAGAAAAAGGGCUGAAUAGAGCUUCCUCUGUCUUUGGGACCUGGCCUCUUUGCCUUUUACUCCCACUUGGCCUCCUCACUCUGCUGCAUUGAGGAAAUAGGAGAAACCAAAACUAUUCACAGCUUCUGCCAGCCCUGAAAAGGACACUUCAGAAUAUUUGUCGUAAAUGUGGUACGGUUGAAGCAAUCGGUCCCAAACUUAUUCCAGAUGAGUCCAACACAGUAUCCCAACUUAGUGUAAUACUGAAACAAAGAGGGUUCAGAAGAGUUCACCCGAGAUGCUUAAUAACACAGAUCCUGCAGGAGAAUAGCAUGGCCCGAUGCAGCGGAGCAUAUUGGUUCUCCAAAAAGGUGGAAUUAACAAAUUGUGAGCCUGGUCCUGGGAGCACACUGAAAUAGACUUCAGUGCCAAUUUAGAGAGAAGAAGUACCUCAGCACCAGCUUUCAGUUGUUCUUUCCAGCCGAGCCUCACUUUGAAAGGUGUCUGAUGGUUUUGGGGAAUCUCUCUCCUCCAUGAUAGGUUAUAUACGUCUGUGUUUGACUCUGGUGUCUUCUUCAGGACUUUGCAUCAGAUAUUUAAUAAUAAAAAUCACAAAAACAACCCCACAUUUGGCAGUGGUGAGCUACAGUGUACGGAUGAUGCCAGUAGUCACAUUUACAGAGCCUGUCACCUGAAAGGAGAUCUUCAUCCGAGCACAGGCAAAUGAAGGAUCUGUCAUACAGCAGUGCGAUGGCCCCGACUCCUGGUUAUCAUUUAUAUCAUAUUAUGUUAAAUAUCUCAACCGUAGCUCAAAGGCCUCAGUCAUGCUUCAUGCUGACCCAGACCUGCUUGUGAAGGGAUGUGAAUGGAUACUGAAUGGCUUUUUAGAUCUUUCUUUUUGGUAAUAGAAACAACAUGGCUGGACCUGCCUGUUUCUGACCAUCACUGCCUUAUUAGGGUUACAGAGUGAUAUAUAUAUAUAUAUACGUAUAUAUUUACAGCUCUUUUUGUUUACAUUUUUUGGGAAUUUAUUUCAGUAGAAUAUAGUUACAUUAAUUCCUAAAUGCCUACAAAGAUGUAAGUAAACAAAAAUGUGCUGAAGCAAAUGUACAAAAAAACAAGUAUGGCAAGAAAAGGAAUGAAUAACAGAAAAUGUAGGUGUCAGUAAUUAAUUUAAACAUGCCAUUUAAGUAACUUAUGAUAAAGACAAGUCAAGCCAAACUGUUAUUAACAUUUUUCAUUGAAUGAAAACAUGCAGGUUACAUCUGAUAGGAUUUAAUAUUAAUACAACUAAUUAGUUAUCUAGUAAAUCUAGUUAAUAUUAGUACAGAUCUGUGAGAAACCCAAUGACAGAAAUGCCAAAGAUAUAUUUAUUUGUAAAAUGGUUUUCAGAACAUUUUGGUUUCAACAAAACUGAAACAUAAGGGUUGUAUUUUCAAGUGUUUAUGUCAAAAAACCAUUUUAUAUGAAUUAUUUGAAACCUCAAACAUCUACACUAGUCUGGGGAUCUGCUGAUAUUUGACUUGUUUGUACAGCAAUUGUUUAAUGAUCGCAUCUGCUUUCAUUGUUAAUAUAAUUUCCGGACUGAAUGUUUCAUGUUUUAAUACAGCAGCUUGUGUAGGAAGAGAGCAAACAUGAGUCAUAGUACCAGUGUUUGUGUUGUUUUCUUCAAACUGAAAAACUGGGAUUGGCACAGAAAAAAGUGUUUUUGUAGGAUGUUUUAUUUGCACUUUAAACAUUUGUCUGUUGAGAUUGAUUGGGCUUUGUUUUGUGAGGUGUUCCCGUUUUUUUUUUUUUUUUUAAUUCUCAUUGCAGUAUAAAUGUGCUUAGGAACACUUUUUGUUCACAUGUAAUUUUAAAGAAAUGAUCCACUGUGAAUCUUGUUUAAAAUGAAAUUGGUACUUCUAUGUAUGCUCCGCUCAGCAUUUCAGAUCAGCAAUGAAAGAUUUCGGUUUUUUUUAUGACUUUUUUAAAACUUUUUUUUUAACAGUGAAAGAACCUAUGCUUUAUUUCUACAUUCCUUUGUUCUUAACACGUGAUCGAUUAUUGGCAGUGACUACUAGUUACGAAGGGACUCAAAGGGAUUCAAAAAAGAUAGUUGUGUAGACAAACUUUAGUUAAAAUGUUUUCUGCAUCAGAGAGUCUUGUUUUGCCCAAAUUUCACUCAGAUUUGUUUUUGAAAAAAAAAAAAAAAAACAUAACUACUUGACCCGGGAUUUACUGAAGGAUGAACUUUACAAUUUAGCAUAUGCAUUUUCCAGGGACUGUAAUUUUUUUCACUAACUAUGAAAUAUGCCAAGCCUUUAAUCCUCACUGUAUAAACUUGAUGCCGGUGCCUUGUGUUUUGUGAUCCAACAACAACUAAAUAAUACAGUCUAAAUCUUUGUAAAAUCUUUUUUUAACUUGAACAAAUAAAUGCUGGAUCUGUA
Molecule: messenger RNA, 3931 nt
Organism: Salarias fasciatus (jewelled blenny)
Lineage: Eukaryota; Metazoa; Chordata; Actinopteri; Blenniiformes; Blenniidae
Gene: hyal2b
Product: hyaluronidase 2b
Exons: 4
Coding region: 185-1615 (476 amino acids)
Biological process (GO): hyaluronan catabolic process; carbohydrate metabolic process
Cellular component (GO): cytoplasmic vesicle
Molecular function (GO): hyalurononglucosaminidase activity; hyaluronoglucuronidase activity
Source: RefSeq, a predicted model, not a curated record